AUGGCUGAUCGUUACUCUUUCUCUUUGACCACUUUCUCCCCCAGUGGAAAGCUGGUCCAAAUCGAAUAUGCUCUGAAUGCCGUCAACCAGGGUGUAACGGCCCUUGGUAUCAAAGCUACCAACGGAAUCGUCCUCGCCACUGAGAAGAAGUCCUCGUCGCCUCUGAUCGACCCCCCCUCUCUCUCCAAGAUUUCCCUGAUCACGCCCGACAUCGGCAUGGUCUACGCCGGCAUGGGCCCAGACUACCGGGUGCUGGUCGACAAGGCCCGCAAGGUCUCGCACACGGGCUACAAGCGCAUCUACAACGAAUACCCUCCCACCCGUAUAUUAGUGCAGGACGUCGCUCGGGUCGUACAAGAGGCGACGCAGUCCGGGGGUGUCCGACCGUACGGUGUCAGCCUGCUGAUUGCGGGCUGGGACGAGGGCAUCGAGCCCGAGACCGGCGAUGCCCAGCGCGGCGACGAGGAGAAGGAGGGCGAGCCCAAGAGGGCGACCGGCAAGACGGGCGGCAUCCUGAAGGGCGGCCCCAGCCUGUACCAGGUCGACCCCAGCGGCAGCUACUACCCGUGGAAGGCCACGGCCAUCGGCAAGCACGCCACCAGCGCCAAGACCUUCCUCGAGAAGCGCUACACCGAGGGCCUGGAGCUCGAGGAUGCCAUUCACAUUGCCCUCCUGACUCUGAAGGAGACCAUUGAGGGCGAGAUGAAUGGGGACACGAUAGAGAUUGGUAUUGUUGGACCUCCUGCCGAUCACUUGCUGGGCUUUGAGGGCGUCGAGGGCGCGCGGGGACCCCGUUUCAGGAAGUUGACCAAAGAGGAGAUCGAGGACUAUCUGACCAACCUAUAA
Aspergillus aculeatus ATCC 16872 is the source of this 846-nucleotide messenger RNA. RefSeq names its product proteasome core particle subunit alpha 2 (gene pre8). NCBI's taxonomy places the organism in Eukaryota, Fungi, Ascomycota, Eurotiomycetes, Eurotiales, Aspergillaceae. Gene Ontology annotation, cellular component: proteasome core complex, alpha-subunit complex; proteasome core complex. Bases 1 to 846 code for a protein of 281 amino acids. The record is from RefSeq and is a predicted model, not a curated record. Gene Ontology annotation, biological process: ubiquitin-dependent protein catabolic process. The transcript is spliced from 5 exons.